GUUCCUCUAUGUAACACAGGAAACAGGAAAUAAUGAAACGUCAUAGGCUCAUGGAUAAUGCUCUUCUGUUUGAAAUGUUUAAAUAUGAGCCAGUGUAGAAGUCCCGUUUUUUUUUUAGCAAUUAUUACUGUUAUCCACCAGAACUAAUGUACUUACGGACCAGGAGCAACACCGAUAAGUGCAAUGUCUGCUUCGCUCCCUCAGAAGGCUCUUGGUCCAGGUUUGCCUGUCAUGCCCCCUUCGCAGCAGCAGCAGCCGCAGACACACACACCUCCUGGCCUCGCGCAGCCUGGGAUGCCCCCACAAGGUGCCCUACGGGAAAUCUCUCCCGUUUACCUGUGCCGCAUCGGUCAGGAGACUGUCCAGGACAUCGUCACACGCACUAUGGAGAUCUUCCAGAUCACACGGGCCUGUCAGCUUCCCAACGGUGUGACACAGAGUCAGGCAGCGUAUCAGGACCGCUUUGGGAAGCUGCAGGAGCAUCUGCGUCAGCUGACACUGCUCUUCCGUAAGCUGCAUCUACUGUAUGAACGCUGUGCAGAACUGACACCUGACCUCCAGGAGUCUCCAGCUGAGCUGAUUCCUUAUGUGGGAGAAGAGACGACACCUGUGAGAGCGGAGGCGUGCAGCCCAGCGGUUAUUCAGGAGAGACAGGAGGUUCUAGAGAAAGUGAGACAGAAGAACCAGGAGAUGAAGGUGCUAAUGGACCAGAUGAGGAACCUCCUGUGGGACGUCAAUGCUAUGCUCACGAUGCGAAAAUGACAGUGGUAUGCUUCCUAGUAAACAUCUGGCCAUCUUCUGCGAACCCUCAUCUGCGGUCUUCUCACUCUCACACAGAUCGCAGUGGAUGGCAGACUGCCUUUCAUUCACUACUCUUGCAAAUGCUACAUAAUAUUUCAUCUUGACAAAUGAGAUCAGACUCUGCAGCUCUUUGUGGUCCUGCCUCAUUUACAGCGGUAAAUCACAAUGCUCUGAUUAAUAACCGCUUCGUCAAAGUGCCAAAUUAGCAUCAGAAACAGGAAAUAAUGUGAAAGCCAUGUUGAUAAUGUAAGCUAGCCAUGUUGUUGGCAUGAUAAAUGAGCACUGAGGACUGAGCUUUGUAAAUAACGGUGCUUACACUUUGGUCUUCUGUGCGCUGAACUGUGUGAUGUGUUUCACACUCUUGCUCCUCAGCAAAUAUGUACUCAGGUAGAGUGUGUGUUUCCCUGAGCUCUGCAUUACACUCCUGAUAAUCUGCCUUCUGGGGCAAGGGUCGUCUAAAAAGAAGCUAAUGAAUUGUAGAAUGAUAGGUUUUGUAAACUAAAGACUUUAUACAAAAUAAAAAAAAAGAAAAACAACUUGCAUCUUUUCUUUUAAAAAAUACAAAAAGAAAUUCUUAACAGCAAUUGACAUUUUCUGCCAUGUAACAUACAAUUCCAUCUAAAACUAGACAUAUUUAUAAUGUUAAAAAGCUUAUAUUUCAAAUAAAUGCUGUUAUUUUGAACUGACUAUUUAUCAAAUAUUCCUGAAAACAUUUAUCAGUUUCCAUUAAAAUAUUAGUCAGCACAACUGUUUUCAACAUUGAUGAUAAAAAGAAAUGUUUCUUGAACAGCAAAUCAGCGUAUUAGACA
Cyprinus carpio (common carp) is the source of this 1610-nucleotide messenger RNA. RefSeq names its product mediator of RNA polymerase II transcription subunit 30-like. Gene Ontology annotation, biological process: positive regulation of DNA-templated transcription. Gene Ontology annotation, cellular component: mediator complex. Gene Ontology annotation, molecular function: transcription coregulator activity. The record is from RefSeq and is a predicted model, not a curated record. Lineage: Eukaryota; Metazoa; Chordata; Actinopteri; Cypriniformes; Cyprinidae.